This is a messenger RNA of Eriocheir sinensis (Chinese mitten crab), 1560 nucleotides long. RefSeq lists its product as uncharacterized. NCBI's taxonomy places the organism in Eukaryota, Metazoa, Arthropoda, Malacostraca, Decapoda, Varunidae. The transcript is spliced from 6 exons. The record is from RefSeq and is a predicted model, not a curated record. The coding region runs from base 285 to 1478 and encodes 397 amino acids.
UGGAUCACUAGAGGGAGGGGGAGGGACUGCUUCGGGGGUAAGGAAAAAGCACCACGCAGCCAAGCAAGCAUUUUCGGCUAUUCUUAUCCUGGUGUCGAAGUAUUGCUAAAACGUGGCGGCUGGAGAGGUGAUUGUGAUGGUGUAAUUGUAGUAACGUUGCAUAGCUGUGGUGAUGAUCGUGGUGUUAUGCAAUGGGGUGGUGUAAGGGCCGAGGGUGAUGCUGAAGAGGACGUGUUGGUGAUCUGGUGUGCUGGUAGGGACACACACACACACUGAUAAUCGUAAUGGUCAAGACGAGUCAGCAUGGACGCAACACGGGCGCGGGGAGUCAAGGUCAAGAGAUGGGAAGAGUUUUCAUUAAGUACGCGCUGGUGGUGGUGGUCACUGUGGUGGCGGUGGUAGCAAUUCGAGGCUGGUGGGUAACGACAUCGAAGGCCCUGUGGCGGGAGAGAGAGGAAGAUGCUGUUUUAAGAGAGGCUGCAAUCAGAGCUCUGGGCCCCCUGGAAGCCAACGACCCACAGCUGUUGCGCCUCCUCCGAGAAAGAUACUUGGCUCCACCGUCUCCCGGGCCACCGAACUUGAUGCUGGACCGAAGUGGAGCCGAGGCCGAAAAGUACAACAUUUACAGGGUCGGGUUCUCCUCUUGGAUCCGAACGAACAAGCAUCUCAUAACGCUAUUCUCGGACGCCUCUCCCGGCUUCUUCCUGGAGGCCGGGGCGCUAGACGGGGAGUUCAUCUCCAACACGCUGUACCUGGAGCGUGACCUGGGAUGGACGGGCCUGCUCGUCGAGGCGGACAACACCCUCUACUCGGCGCUCACUGGCAAACGUCGGCGUGCCUGGUCCUCCCACGCCUGCCUGGCCCUGACGCCCUACCCUCAGGAAUUCGUCUUCCAUGGCUAUUUUGCUGACGCCGCCGCCUCCGUGGGCACUCAACUUCUCGUGCGGUCAACAGGUAACUUGGCGGGCGUGCAGGCCCCGGCGGCGGGACGGAUGGGGCAGCGGCACAAGCAGGUGGUGCAAUGCUUCCCGCUGCUCUCCUUCCUGCUGGCCGUCAAUACCACGUCGCUGCAGUACGUGAGCCUCGACGUGGAGGGCGCCGAGGCCGACAUCCUCAUCAACCUGCCCUGGGAGGAGGUGGACGUGGCAGUGUGGAGCAUCGAGCACCGACUUGGCACAAACGCCUUCAAGAAUCUGUACGAACACACUCCAGCGCCGCCUGAAGCCUCCAGUAGCAGGGCUGGAGCCGAGAAAGGCUUGUCCAGACCCCCACACACGUCUCCGCCCAGGGUGAAGACGGUGACGAAGGUGGUGUACGUGGGGCAGCAGGACCCCCGCCAGGGCAAGGACCCUUACUUCGUCAGGUUCAUGGUGGAGCGAGGCUACGUCCUGUACGACUACUGGGACGGCGACUACACCUUCAUCAAGAGGAACUCCAGUCUAUGUAAGAAGCACUGUCCACCACACUUAGUUCCAUAGGCAGUUAUCACUUUCUUGCUCCAGAUGUCUUUCAUAGUUAUUUAGUAAGCAUAAUGCUCUAAUAAAGCUUGUAAUAUCCUGG